Molecule: messenger RNA, 2744 nt
Organism: Benincasa hispida (wax gourd)
Lineage: Eukaryota; Viridiplantae; Streptophyta; Magnoliopsida; Cucurbitales; Cucurbitaceae
Product: S-locus lectin protein kinase family protein
Biological process (GO): recognition of pollen; protein phosphorylation
Cellular component (GO): plasma membrane
Molecular function (GO): protein serine/threonine kinase activity; ATP binding
Source: RefSeq, a predicted model, not a curated record
GUUCACAUAUUGGCAAAGAAAAAUAAAAAAACAAACCCAACAACGUCACAGUUACUCUUCCAACUACCCAUUUCAACAUUUAAUGCAAAAGACUUUCAGCUGGCUCUCAAUCUCAUCCAUCCCCACUGCUAAUAAAUAAUUUUAGCCCUUAAUUGUUUCGAUCUCCAGUGAAUGAUCCAUGAAGCCUCUUCUUCCUGAACGGGCCGUCUUCCUCAUUUCCUUGUUUUUGGUAAUUUCUGUUGGCAGCCAGUUUAGCCUUGGCCUUGAGAAUUCGAAUUCUACUUUUCAAAUCAUCAAAGAUGGGGAUCGCUUGGUAUCCAGCAAUAAGAAUUUCGCUCUUGGAUUCUUCAGUUUCAACAAUUCCACCACUCGCCGAUAUGUCGGAAUUUGGUACAAUCAAAUCCCUCAACUAACCCUCGUUUGGGUUGCCAACAGAAACCAACCCCUUAACGACACCAGAGGAACCUUAGCCCUCGACCGCCAUGGAAACGUCGUCGUUUUCACCCCCACUCAAACCAUAUCUCUUUGGUCUACAAACGCUACCAUCCAAUCAAACGACGACGUGUCGGUUGAGCUUCGGAAUACAGGAAAUCUCGCCCUGAUUAAACGCGAAAGCCAAAAGGUUAUUUGGCAAAGCUUUGAUUAUCCAUCUCAUGUCCUUCUUCCCUACAUGAAAUUAGGGGUGAACCGGCGGACCGGGUUCAGCUGGUUCCUAACUUCAUGGAAGGCGCAUGACGAUCCGGGAACCGGGAACUUCAGUUGCCGAAUUGACCCGACUGGGUAUCCACAACUGGUUUUGUACGACGGAAAUGUUCCGUGGUGGCGGGGAGGAUCGUGGACGGGGAGAAGAUGGACCGGAGUACCUGAAAUGACAAGGUCAUUUAUAAUUAACACGUCAUAUAUUGACAAUAGUGAAGAGGUUUCCAUAACAAACAGUGUAACAGUGGACACGGUUUUAAUGCGAAUGACUCUAGAUGAAUCCGGUUUGGUGCAUCGGUCCACAUGGAACGGACAAGAGCAAAAGUGGAACGAAUUUUGGUCCGCUCCAAUCGAAUGGUGUGACAGCUACAACCGGUGCGGUCCGAACAGUAACUGCGACCCAUACAAUGUGGAGCAGUUCCAAUGCAAGUGCCUACCCGGGUUCGAACCACGAUCGAACCAGAAUUGGUUCUUGAGAGAUCCGUCGGGUGGGUGCAUCAGGAAGAGGCCGAAUGCGACGUGUCAAAGUGGAGAGGGUUUUGUGAAGGUGUCACGUGUGAAGGUGCCGGAUACGUCGAUGGCACGUGUGGAUAAGAGUAUGAGUUUAGAAGCGUGCGAACAAGCCUGUCUAAAUGAUUGUAAUUGUACGGCUUACACAAGUGUAAAUGAGACAGUGGGAACCGGUUGUUUGAUGUGGUAUGGAGAUUUGGUUGACACGCGUACUUAUGCCAACGUGGGUCAAGAUCUUUACGUAAGAGUUGAUGCUAUUGAAUUAGCUCAAUAUGUACAAAAUUCAAACCGUCAUCCAACAAAGAAGGUGAUAGCAAUUGUUAUUGUGUCUUUUGUUGCAUUGGUGCUACUCGUGAUCUCGUUGAUUUAUUUAUGGGAAACAGCUAGAAAAAGAAGGGAGAGAUUAUCGAACUUAUCUCUUAACUUUGGGGAAUCUCUAAAUUCAAAGGAAUUUGAUGAAAGUAGAACAAGUUCAGAUUUGCCUAUAUUUGACUUGUUGACCAUAGCAAAGGCAACCGACAAUUUUUCAUUUACUAACAAGCUUGGAGAAGGUGGCUUUGGCGCAGUUUAUAAGGGAAAACUUACAAAUGGAGAGGAAAUUGCAGUUAAAAGGUUGGCUAAGAAUUCAGGGCAAGGAGUUGGAGAGUUCAAGAAUGAAGUUACUUUAAUUGCAAAGCUUCAACAUAGAAACCUCGUCAGAAUUUUAGGCUACUGCGUUAAGAAUGAAGAGAAAAUGCUUGUGUAUGAAUACUUGCCAAACAAAAGCUUGGAUUCUUUCAUCUUUGAUGAGAGCAAGAGGGCUUUGCUCAAUUGGCAAAAACGUUUUGAAAUUAUAUGUGGCAUCGCAAGAGGACUCUUAUAUCUUCAUCAAGAUUCUAGAUUGAAAAUCAUUCAUAGAGAUUUGAAGGCGAGCAAUAUACUAUUGGAUGCUGAUUUGAUCCCCAAAAUUGCAGAUUUUGGCAUGGCAAGAAUAUUUGGUCAGGAUCAAAUUCAAGCAAAUACAAAUCGCAUUGUGGGAACGUACGGUUAUAUGUCUCCAGAAUAUGCAAUGGAAGGCUUAUUUUCAGUGAAAUCGGAUGUAUACAGCUUUGGAAUUUUGGUACUAGAGAUGAUUACGGGCAAAAAGAACAACUAUGAUUCCUCCCACUUAAACUUGGUUGGACAUGUUUGGGAGCUCUGGAAAUUAGAGACUGCGACGGAAUUAGUAGACUCAAGUUUGGAAGAAUCAAGUUGUGGACAUGAAAUCAUGAGAUGCCUACAAAUUGGGUUAUUAUGUGUUCAAGAGGAUGCUACAGAUCGUCCGACCAUGUCGACUGUUAUCUUUAUGUUAAGGAAUGAAGUGGCUCUUCCUUCUCCAAAGAAACCUGCUUUUAUUUUAAAGAGAAAAUACAACAGUGGAGAUCCAUCCACCAGUACUGAAGGAGCCAACUCUGUAAAUGAUCUAACAAUUUCUAUAAUCAAUGCACGUUAAUCAAUAAAUUAAUAGAAUUUUAUAUAUGUCAAAUUGAUGGGCACCCAUACAUAAGGGGUACACA